Messenger RNA from Bathycoccus prasinos, 1224 nucleotides. RefSeq lists its product with no specific name. NCBI's taxonomy places the organism in Eukaryota, Viridiplantae, Chlorophyta, Mamiellophyceae, Mamiellales, Bathycoccaceae. The record is from RefSeq and is a predicted model, not a curated record. The transcript has a single exon. Bases 1 to 1224 code for a protein of 407 amino acids.
AUGGACGCGUUGUUGGAAAAGAGCACAGAGAAGGUGAAAAAAGAAGAAGAAGAAAGACGAGAGGUUUUGACCGAGAGCAUAAAAAAUGAAGCAGAGCGAGCAGAAACGCACGCGAGGCUGCGACACGAAGUGCGCAUAGAUAUCGCAGAAGACGCAAAGGUGAGUUGGUAUUUUGAAAUGCUCGACGAUGUGGGGAAAGAAAUGGGAAGAUGUAGUGACGGUAGUGAGACGAGUAAAUUUUCGAAGACGUUCCCGGAAAGUAAUAGUACGGCCCCUUCAAACGACGAGGACGACGAAAGCGAAAGCGAAAGCGAAAGCGAGAGCGAAAGUGAAAGUGAAUGUGAAUGUGAUAAAGGAAAAGUGAAGAACGAUGAUAGCGAAGAAAAUGAUGUUGCUAAGGUUAUAGAAGAAGAACCAAAAAUUGCCGACGAGAAAGAAUGGAUAUCCUCUGCAGCCGCUCGAAAGAACCGUCCAAAGAAGAAAGAGGAGAAAAAGAGCGCGCGAGCGAUGAAAAAGGCGCAAAUGAAAGAAAGCGUCGCAAACAAACUCGAAAUAAACAAACGGCUAUCGCACAUUCUACGCUUAGCAGAUACAAAUUAUGUCGAGGUCGUGUCACAUCACAAAAACGCGAUUGAAGAAAUUCGACGAAAAACAGAGCAACAAGUGCACGAGUUAGAGAAAGAAGCUACCGAAACUAAACAAGCGUUUGAACAGUUUUUGAGGGACGAGUGUUUAAACAAAAUGUUGAAGCGAAACACCGCGACACUCGCGAGGAUAUACGGUGAAAUCGCACAAACAGAAGCAAUUAAAAUUCAAGAAGCGAUCGCGCUACUCGCUACUCGUGAAGAGGAAAUUGACGAUGCGCGAGAACGCGAACGCGCUUCCGUCGAAAACGAACGCGAAAAAUUGGAGAGUGAUCUGGAAGAAAACGAAACCAUACUUCGUCGAUUACACGUUGAAAACUCAAUACACGAAGACAGAUUGCAACGCGUCGUUAAGGAGUUCUCGGCACGCGAAAAGGCGAGACGCGACCGCGCGUCAAUUUUAGAUCGACAAACGAAGGAUGAGUAUCGCGCGCUCAGUGAAGCCAAACGACAGUACGAGCGAAAGUUUUCAGAGCGCGAACACGCGGCUGCACGACUCGCGUGGAGAAAUAAAGAUGCGGCUGCAAAACUGCUUCAACAGCAACAAUACGAGCGCGAAUACAAAGUACACGCGUGUUAG